AUGUCUUCCACCGUGUCCGCUGAUCAAUUCCUGGCUGCCGCCAAGUACCGCCGCACCGUCUACGGCCUCAAAGGUACCUCUGCUGUCUCUGACAAGCGAGUUGAGCAAAUCGUCGGAGAGGUUCUCUCUUUCUCGCCAUCUUCAUACAACACCCAGCCAGUUCGCGUUACUAUUGUGACUGGCGAGAAGCACAAGCAGCUGUGGGACAUCAUCAUCAAGACAUCCGAGCCCAUCCUUAAGGGCGCCGGCGAGGCAGUAUGGGCGACCAUGAGCGGUAUCUUUGAGUCGCACAAGGCAUCAUAUGGAUCGGUUGUUUUCUGGGAGAGUGGCGACAGCAUCAAGGCAGCUGGAGAGACACACAAGUCGGGCGCCCACAUGUUCGGCCAAUUUGCGGAGCACACGACCGGUAUGGCUCAGAUUCUCGUCUGGACCGCUCUUGAGUUGGAGGGACUGGGUGCCAACCUCCAGCACAUGCAGGCCAUUCCUCCCGUUGAAGCGGAGAUCAAGAAGUUCCUCCAGGUGCCUGCCGACUACUCACUGAAGGCCCACUUGAACUAUGGUGAUGAGCCCGGCCCACACAGCACCACCGUCCCUGAGAAGCUUCCCCUCAGCGAGACCCUGAAGAUUGUCAACUAA
Molecule: messenger RNA, 636 nt
Organism: Trichoderma gamsii
Lineage: Eukaryota; Fungi; Ascomycota; Sordariomycetes; Hypocreales; Hypocreaceae
Product: nitroreductase
Exons: 2
Coding region: 1-636 (211 amino acids)
Biological process (GO): cellular response to oxidative stress
Source: RefSeq, a predicted model, not a curated record